GGUCGUGCCAUCAGCGGGGAAGCCGGAGGUUAUUAUGCGUCAGUGGGCCGGAGGGGUUGGGUUGGAUUGUUAACAGAGAACGUUUAUGCAUUAUAAUUCAUCCAAGAAGCAUGGUAGUUGAGUGACCGGAAAACAGCCUAUGUUAGUGCUGUUGCAUUUGCACAUUGUAUUGUCCCGCCAUAAACAUCGUGUGUUGAAACCGUCGCUACGUGUUCAAAAUGAGCUUCUUCGGAUUCGGCCAGAGCGCCGACAUCGACAUCGUGCUGGAUGGCGCCGACACGCGCAAGAUGGCUGAAGUCAAGACUGAGGAUGGCAAGAAGGACCGAUACUACCUCUUCUACGACGGCGAGACUGUGGCCGGAAAGGUGAACAUCACGCUGAAGAAGGCCGGCUCCAAGCUGGAGCACCACGGCGUCAAGAUCGAGUUCAUCGGCCAGAUCGAGAUGUACUACGACCGCGGCAACCACCACGAGUUCCUGUCGCUGGUCAAGGAGCUGGCCAGGCCGGGCGAGCUGCAGCAGAACGUCAGCUACCCCUUCGACUUCAACCAAGUGGAGAAGCCGUACGAGUCCUACACGGGCUCCAACGUCCGGCUCAGGUACUUCCUGCGCGUGACGAUCGUGCGCCGCCUGUCGGACCUGGUGCGCGAGAUGGACAUCGCCGUGCACACGCUCUCCCAGUACCCGGACAUGAACACCAGCAUCAAGAUGGAGGUCGGCAUCGAGGACUGCCUUCACAUCGAGUUCGAGUACAACAAGUCCAAGUAUCACUUAAAGGACGUCAUCGUGGGGAAAAUAUAUUUCCUCCUCGUGCGAAUAAAGAUCAAACACAUGGAAGUGGCAAUCAUGAAACGAGAAACGACCGGAUCAGGUCCCAACACGUUCAACGAGAACGAGACGAUCGCCAAGUACGAGAUCAUGGACGGCGCGCCGGUGCGGGGCGAGAGCAUUCCGAUCCGGGUCUUCCUGGCCGGCUACGACCUCACGCCCACAAUGCGCGACAUCAACAAGAAGUUCUCGGUGCGCUACUACCUGAACCUGGUGCUCGUCGACGAGGAGGACCGGCGCUACUUCAAACAGCAGGAGAUCACGCUCUGGCGGAAGGGAGAGCGGGCGCGACGCUCGACGGCCGACCAGGCGAUGGCCGACGAGCCCAAGACGCCGCUCACCAUCAACAGCAUCCAGCAGCAGCUGGCCGAGGGCAACAUCCAGCAGCGGCCCACCACACUGCCCACGAGCCCACAGACGCCGUCGGAGGCGGGCGAGGCGGCGAGCGGCGCGGUCGGAUCGCAAGCCGGCGCCGACACCGACCUCACCUCGCCAACCGAGUCCACCAACGAGGAGCACGACUAGAGCCGACGGCGGGGCGGGACGGACCGGCGGCCGCCACACAUUCCGGCGCGAGGCCGCGCCCCAGGCCGGCUGCCGCACUCGGUAGUGUUUUGUAUCGUGCUGACCGCGGAGCGGGGUGGCCCGGCCCGCGCAGCGCCAUAGUUACGCCGUUGUAUGCAUGCUGCGAGCGGCUCCAGGUGUGAAGAUCCCCGCGUCUCCCUCAUAUCGUGAGUCCUGACCAGUCGGCGGCUUCCGUUUGCUUCGUUGUUUCAUUUCUUGAGUUUUAUUUUCAGGUCAAAUUUGUCAAGGCGUAUCGAUGCUUUUUGUUGUUAUCUGGAAACGUUUACUUCCGUGCAAGUUUAUCUUCCGCACGCUAUUUUGUGGUAAUCGCGCUUUCACUCCAGUGGGGUGUGGAGCGUGUGCCGGGA
This is a messenger RNA of Pollicipes pollicipes, 1759 nucleotides long. RefSeq names its product vacuolar protein sorting 26 (gene Vps26). Gene Ontology annotation, biological process: intracellular protein transport. The coding region runs from base 219 to 1352 and encodes 377 amino acids. The record is from RefSeq and is a predicted model, not a curated record. NCBI's taxonomy places the organism in Eukaryota, Metazoa, Arthropoda, Thecostraca, Pollicipedomorpha, Pollicipedidae. The transcript has 8 exons.